Molecule: messenger RNA, 7240 nt
Organism: Rattus rattus (black rat)
Lineage: Eukaryota; Metazoa; Chordata; Mammalia; Rodentia; Muridae
Gene: Cad
Product: carbamoyl-phosphate synthetase 2, aspartate transcarbamylase, and dihydroorotase
Exons: 43
Coding region: 185-6961 (2258 amino acids)
Biological process (GO): L-glutamine metabolic process; 'de novo' pyrimidine nucleobase biosynthetic process; L-arginine biosynthetic process
Cellular component (GO): carbamoyl-phosphate synthase complex; cytoplasm
Molecular function (GO): amino acid binding; carbamoyl-phosphate synthase (glutamine-hydrolyzing) activity; metal ion binding
Source: RefSeq, a predicted model, not a curated record
CGCCGUCGCAGUCGUGCUUCAGCUCACUACGCUUAGGGCUCCAGCUUGCCGCUCCCGCCUGCUCUCCAGCGCCCCGCGCAGCGAGCCACGUGGACCAACUCCGGCGCGCGGUGUUUGCUUGGUUCCAGUGGGGCUCGCCGCGCCUCCCGCGUCUCGGUGCUCGCCCUGCCUCAGCUCCGACCCGAUGGCGGCCCUGGUGUUGGAGGACGGGUCGGUGCUGCAGGGCCGGCCCUUCGGGGCCGCUGUGUCGACUGCUGGGGAAGUGGUGUUUCAGACCGGCAUGGUCGGCUACCCGGAGGCCCUCACUGACCCUUCCUACAAAGCUCAGAUCCUAGUGCUAACGUACCCUCUCAUCGGCAACUACGGUAUUCCCUCAGAUGAAGAGGACGAGUUCGGCCUGAGCAAGUGGUUUGAAUCCUCGGAGAUCCAUGUGGCAGGUCUGGUGGUUGGGGAAUGCUGUCCCACGCCCAGCCACUGGAGUGCCACCUGCACCCUGCAUGAGUGGCUGCAACAGCAUGGCAUCCCCGGCCUGCAAGGAGUGGACACUCGGGAGCUGACUAAGAAGUUGCGGGAACAAGGGUCUCUUUUGGGGAAGCUGGUCCAGAAAGGGACAGAGCCUUCAGCCCUGCCAUUUGUGGACCCCAAUGCCAGGCCCCUGGCACCAGAGGUCUCUAUUAAGACCCCACGGGUAUUCAAUGCGGGGGGUGCCCCUCGGAUCUUUGCUGUAGACUGUGGCCUCAAGUACAAUCAGAUCCGAUGUCUCUGCCAGCUUGGGGCUGAGGUUACCGUGGUACCCUGGAACCAUGAAUUAGACAGUCAGAAAUAUGACGGUCUCUUCCUAAGUAAUGGACCUGGUGAUCCUGCCUCCUAUCCUGGUGUGGUGUCCACACUGAAUCGAGUCUUAUCUGAGCCUAAUCCCCGACCUGUGUUUGGAAUCUGCCUUGGACACCAGCUAUUGGCUUUAGCCAUCGGGGCCAAAACUUACAAGAUGAGAUACGGAAACCGAGGCCACAACCAGCCCUGUUUACUGGUGGGUACUGGGCGCUGCUUUCUGACGUCCCAGAAUCACGGGUUUGCCGUUGACGCGGAUUCGCUGCCAGCAGGCUGGGCUCCUCUGUUUACCAACGCCAAUGACUGUUCCAACGAAGGCAUUGUACACGACAAUCUGCCCUUCUUCAGCGUCCAGUUUCACCCCGAGCACCGGGCUGGCCCUUCAGAUAUGGAGCUACUCUUCGAUGUGUUUCUAGAAACCGUGAGAGAUGCUGUAGCUGGGAACGCUGAGGGCCGGACAGUAAGAGAACGCUUGGCUCAGCGCCUCUGUCCCCCUGAGCUUCCCAUUCCUGGUUCUGGGCUCCCGCCACCACGAAAAGUUCUGAUCCUGGGCUCGGGGGGCCUCUCCAUUGGCCAGGCUGGAGAAUUUGACUACUCGGGCUCUCAGGCAAUUAAAGCCCUAAAGGAGGAGAACAUCCAAACAUUACUGAUCAACCCCAACAUUGCCACAGUGCAGACUUCUCAGGGGCUGGCAGACAAGGUCUAUUUCCUUCCCAUAACACCUCACUACGUAACCCAGGUGAUUCGUAAUGAACGCCCAGAUGGUAUAUUACUGACUUUCGGGGGUCAGACAGCCCUGAACUGCGGUGUGGAGCUGACCAAAGCUGGGGUACUAGCUCGGUAUGGGGUCCGGGUCUUGGGUACACCUGUGGAGACCAUUGAACUGACUGAGGACCGGCGAGCCUUUGCUGCCAGGAUGGCUGAGAUUGGAGAGCACGUUGCCCCCAGUGAAGCGGCAAAUUCUCUUGAACAGGCUCAGGCAGCUGCCGAGCGGCUAGGCUACCCUGUGCUGGUGCGAGCAGCCUUUGCCCUGGGUGGUCUUGGUUCUGGCUUUGCUUCCACCAAAGAGGAACUCUCAGCUCUUGUGGCUCCAGCCUUUGCCCAUACCAGCCAGGUGCUGAUAGACAAGUCUCUGAAGGGCUGGAAGGAGAUUGAAUAUGAGGUGGUGAGAGAUGCCUAUGGCAACUGCGUAACGGUAUGUAACAUGGAGAACUUAGACCCACUGGGCAUCCAUACGGGGGAGUCCAUAGUGGUGGCUCCAAGCCAGACACUGAAUGACAGAGAGUACCAGCUUCUGCGGCGGACAGCUAUCAAGGUCACCCAGCACCUGGGGAUUGUUGGGGAGUGCAAUGUGCAGUACGCCUUGAAUCCCGAGUCUGAGCAGUAUUACAUCAUUGAAGUAAAUGCCAGGCUCUCCCGAAGCUCUGCCCUGGCCAGUAAGGCCACAGGCUAUCCACUAGCCUAUGUGGCAGCCAAGCUAGCAUUGGGCAUUCCCCUGCCAGAGCUCAGAAACUCUGUUACGGGGGGAACAGCAGCCUUUGAGCCCAGCCUGGACUACUGCGUGGUAAAGAUUCCUCGCUGGGACCUCAGCAAGUUCCUGCGUGUCAGUACCAAGAUUGGGAGCUGCAUGAAGAGUGUUGGUGAAGUCAUGGGCAUCGGGCGUUCCUUUGAGGAGGCCUUCCAAAAGGCCCUGCGCAUGGUAGACGAGAACUGUGUAGGCUUCGACCAUACAGUGAAGCCAGUCAGCGACGUGGAGCUGGAGACGCCGACGGAUAAGCGGAUCUUUGUGGUGGCUGCUGCUCUGUGGGCUGGCUACUCUGUGGAGCGCCUCUACGAGCUCACCCGCAUCGACUGCUGGUUCCUGCACCGGAUGAAGCGCAUUGUGACCCACGCCAAGUUGCUGGAACAACACCGUGGACAGCCCUUACCCCAAGAUCUGCUGCACCAGGCCAAGUGCCUCGGCUUCUCAGACAAGCAAAUUGCUCUCGCAGUCCUGAGCACAGAGCUGGUUGUUCGGAAGCUGCGUCAGGAACUGGGGAUCUGCCCAGCAGUGAAACAGAUCGACACAGUUGCAGCCGAGUGGCCAGCCCAGACAAAUUACCUGUACCUGACAUACUGGGGCAACACCCAUGACCUCGACUUUCGGACACCUCAUGUCCUGGUCCUUGGCUCUGGCGUCUACCGGAUCGGCUCCAGUGUUGAGUUUGAUUGGUGUGCUGUGGGCUGCAUCCAGCAGCUCCGGAAGAUGGGUUAUAAGACCAUCAUGGUGAACUACAACCCAGAGACAGUCAGCACCGACUAUGAUAUGUGUGACCGACUCUACUUUGAUGAGAUCUCUUUUGAGGUGGUGAUGGACAUCUAUGAGUUAGAGAACCCCGAAGGUGUGAUCCUGUCCAUGGGCGGGCAGCUGCCCAACAACAUGGCUAUGGCUUUGCAUCGGCAGCAGUGCCGAGUGCUGGGCACUUCCCCCGAAGCCAUCGACUCAGCCGAGAACCGGUUCAAGUUCUCCCGGCUCCUAGAUACCAUUGGUAUCAGCCAGCCUCAGUGGCGAGAGCUCAGUGACCUCGAGUCCGCUCGCCAGUUCUGCCAGACCGUUGGGUACCCCUGCGUAGUGCGUCCCUCCUAUGUGCUGAGCGGUGCUGCUAUGAAUGUGGCCUACACUGAUGGGGACCUGGAGCGCUUCCUGAGCAGUGCAGCUGCUGUCUCUAAGGAGCACCCUGUGGUCAUCUCCAAAUUCAUUCAGGAGGCAAAGGAGAUUGAUGUGGAUGCUGUGGCCUGUGACGGCAUCGUGUCGGCUAUUGCCAUCUCUGAGCACGUGGAGAAUGCAGGUGUGCAUUCAGGGGAUGCCACGCUGGUGACCCCCCCACAAGACAUCACCCCCAAAACUCUGGAGCGGAUCAAAGCCAUUGUGCAUGCUGUGGGCCAGGAGCUACAGGUCACGGGGCCCUUCAAUCUGCAGCUCAUUGCCAAGGACGACCAGCUGAAGGUCAUUGAAUGUAACGUGCGGGUGUCGCGCUCCUUCCCGUUCGUGUCCAAGACACUUGGUGUCGACCUCGUAGCCUUGGCCACAAGGAUCAUCAUGGGGGAGAAAGUAGAGUCCGUGGGGCUCAUGACUGGCUCUGGAGUCGUGGGAGUAAAGGUACCGCAGUUCUCCUUCUCACGCUUGGCCGGUGCUGAUGUGGUCCUGGGUGUGGAGAUGACCAGUACUGGAGAGGUGGCUGGCUUCGGAGAGAGCCGUUGUGAAGCCUACCUCAAAGCCAUGCUCAGCACUGGCUUUAAGAUCCCAAAGAAGAACAUCCUGCUGACCAUUGGCAGCUACAAGAAUAAAAGUGAGCUGCUCCCAACUGUGCGGUUGCUGGAGAGCCUGGGCUACAGUCUGUAUGCCAGCUUGGGAACUGCCGACUUCUACACCGAGCACGGCGUCAAGGUGACAGCUGUGGACUGGCACUUUGAAGAGGCUGUGGAUGGUGAGUGUCCACCACAACGGAGCAUCUUGGAUCAGCUGGCUGAGAAUCACUUUGAGCUGGUGAUUAACCUGUCGAUGCGCGGGGCUGGGGGUCGGCGUCUUUCCUCCUUCGUUACCAAGGGCUACCGCACCCGGCGUCUGGCCGCGGAUUUCUCCGUGCCUCUCAUCAUCGAUAUCAAGUGCACCAAACUCUUCGUGGAGGCCCUAGGCCAGAUCGGGCCAGCCCCUCCUUUGAAAGUCCACGUUGACUGCAUGACCUCCCAGAAGCUAGUGCGUCUGCCUGGAUUGAUUGAUGUCCACGUGCACCUUCGGGAACCAGGUGGGACUCACAAAGAGGACUUUGCCUCAGGCACAGCCGCCGCCUUGGCUGGGGGCGUCACCAUGGUUUGUGCUAUGCCUAAUACCCGGCCCCCCAUCAUUGAUGCCCCAGCUCUGGCGCUUGCCCAGAAGCUGGCAGAGGCUGGCGCCCGCUGUGACUUUGCCCUCUUCCUCGGAGCCUCAUCUGAAAAUGCAGGGACUCUGGGUGCUGUGGCUGGGUCUGCAGCAGGCCUGAAGCUCUACCUCAAUGAGACCUUCUCUGAGCUACGGCUGGACAGUGUGGCCCAGUGGAUGGAGCAUUUUGAAACCUGGCCUUCCCACCUCCCCAUUGUGGCCCACGCAGAGCGGCAGAGUGUCGCUGCGGUCCUCAUGGUGGCUCAGCUGACACGGCGUUCAGUGCACAUAUGUCAUGUGGCUCGGAAGGAAGAGAUCCUGCUGAUUAAAACUGCAAAGGCACAGGGGCUGCCAGUGACGUGUGAAGUCGCACCUCACCACCUGUUCCUAAACCGGGAAGACUUGGAGCGCCUGGGAGCUGGGAAGGGAGAGGUCCGCCCUGAGCUGGGUUCCCGAGAGGAUAUGGAAGCCCUGUGGGAGAAUAUGGCGGUCAUCGACUGUUUUGCCUCAGACCACGCUCCCCAUACCUUGGAAGAGAAGUGUGGGCCUAAGCCUCCACCAGGCUUUCCAGGACUAGAGACCAUGUUGCCGCUGCUGCUGACAGCCGUGAGUGAGGGCCGCCUCAGUCUGGAUGACCUGCUACAGCGAUUGCACCACAACCCUCGGCGGAUCUUCCACCUGCCUCUCCAGGAGGACACCUAUGUAGAGGUGGAUCUGGAGCAUGAGUGGACGGUCCCCAGCCACAUGCCCUUCUCUAAAGCCCACUGGACCCCAUUUGAAGGUCAGAAGGUGAAGGGCACCGUGCGCCGUGUGGUCUUGAGAGGGGAGGUCGCCUAUAUUGAUGGACAGGUGCUGGUACCCCCAGGCUAUGGACAAGAUGUACGGAAGUGGCCUCAGGGGGCUGUUCCUCAGCCUCCUCCUCCAACUCCUACUACCACUGAAAUAACCACGACACCUGAGAGACCACGCCGAGUGAUCCCAGGCCUUCCUGAUGGCCGAUUCCACCUGCCACCUCGAAUCCACCGGGCCUCUGACCCAGGGCUGCCAGCUGAGGAACCCAAAGAGAAGCCACCCAGGAAGGUGGCAGAGUCAGGUGAGCCCACGCUGAUGCAUAUUUACCUAGGGGGCCUCUGUAGUCUGAUCCAAGCAGGGGAGCCUUCUGACCAGCCUCUUCUGUACCACCCCACUGUAGAGCUGACGGGAACCCCUGAUGGCCCCUGCUACCCUGCACCACCAGUACCUAGACAGGCAUCACCCCAGAACCUAGGAUCUUCUGGCCUGCUGCACCCCCAGAUGUCACCUUUACUGCACUCCCUAGUGGGCCAACACAUCCUGUCUGUCAAGCAGUUCACUAAGGAUCAGAUGUCUCAUCUGUUCAACGUGGCGCACACACUACGGAUGAUGGUGCAGAAAGAGCGGAGCCUCGACAUCCUAAAGGGGAAGGUCAUGGCCUCCAUGUUCUACGAGGUGAGCACCCGCACCAGUAGCUCCUUCGCAGCAGCCAUGGCCCGGCUCGGGGGUGCCGUUCUCAGCUUCUCUGAAGCCACGUCCUCCGUCCAGAAGGGCGAGUCCCUCGCCGACUCCGUGCAGACCAUGAGUUGCUAUGCUGAUGUUGUUGUACUCCGUCACCCUCAGCCUGGAGCUGUGGAGCUGGCGGCCAAGCACUGUCGCAGACCAGUGAUCAAUGCUGGAGAUGGAGUUGGGGAGCACCCCACUCAGGCCCUGCUAGACAUCUUCACCAUUCGAGAAGAGCUUGGGACUGUCAAUGGCAUGACGAUCACUAUGGUAGGAGACCUGAAGCAUGGACGCACAGUGCACUCCCUGGCCUGCCUGCUCACUCAGUACCGUGUGAGCCUACGCUACGUGGCACCUCCCAGCCUGCGCAUGCCAUCCAGCGUAUGGGACUUUGUGGCCUCCCGAGGCACCAAGCAGGAGGAGUUCGAGAGCAUCGAGGAGGCGCUGCCAGACACUGAUGUGCUCUACAUGACUCGGAUCCAGAAAGAACGAUUUGGCUCUGCCCAGGAAUAUGAAGCUUGCUUUGGUCAGUUCAUCCUCACUCCUCACAUCAUGACCCGGGCCAAGAAAAAGAUGGUGGUGAUGCACCCAAUGCCUCGUGUCAAUGAGAUAAGCGUGGAGGUGGACUCGGAUCCCAGAGCAGCCUAUUUCCGCCAAGCUGAGAACGGCAUGUACAUCCGCAUGGCUCUGCUUGCCACCGUGCUAGGCCGUUUUUAGGACCCAGCCUCCUCUCUCGUCUCUUCAGGCCCAGCUGCCAGGCAGGCAACCCCGAUGCCCCCCACGGGGGCAGCACGCUUAGCAGACAUCCUGGAGCAUUCAGGCAGCCCAAGCACAUACGUACAAACUGGGACCUUGCUCUAGGCUCCAGACUAGGGAACUUUCUGACUUUGGGGUACAGUCUCAGGUCCUGGGAGCCCCUCUGCCUCAUCUCCGUUCUUACACCUCAGAUCUGUACAGUUACUUUUGUACUGACUGUAAUAAAACAGCCAAGCAGUU